AUGAGGUCACUAUUAGCUCGUAUUAUCGAUCGUUUCAUCCCACGACAGUCGCCGUUACUGAUCACCAACAUCGCGGAAGAGAUGAUGUUAAGAAACGACGAGUGUUGGCAGCUUACGCCGCUGCCACCCCCGAGUUUACUUCUCCGCUGCGCCAACGUGUUGAUCGACAACGUAUUGAUCGAGAACGAAUCGCAAACCGAAGAAAACAAAGCCAUACGAUUUACCACAGCCACAUGUUUUCGCUUCAGUAAGUGAAAAAGCUUAUGCGAACAGAAGAAAUAUCAGGUCAUUUUCAGAUCGGACAAAAUUCUUGGAUUAUGGACUCUUCGUUGAUCGCAUCGAUUUCCUUUAUGAUGUUCUCGAGAAAAUGCUGUCCAACGAAGUGCACUGGUUUUUUGCGGUUAUAAGUCGGAAGAACAAAAUAUUCAUUAGCAUCAACAAUAAUAGUCUAAUCGCUUUGCACCCAAACGGAGAAGAAUGGGCGACGGACUGGCAGCACAAGUUCAUAAGAUUGGCGUUUCUCAGGAAUAUCAGCGAAAUUCGAAUCGCAUAUACUAGGAGUAAGACUAUUCUCCAUUGGAAAAUGCACCUUUUUCACUUUUUCAGGUGCCGAUUUCCGAUUUCUGAAACGACGAGUGAACGAUCUGAUCGACACAUUAACAAGAGUGCGGACUCCGCGCGGAUGGGUCUCGCAGAAUGGACAGAAAUCGUAUCGAUUGUAUGAUAACUCGCGACCACCGAUCAUCGCUUCGAAGAUCUUCGAAAGUGUACCGAGACCGGAACGUCGACGAGACUUAUGGGGAUACGUCGUUUAA
Caenorhabditis sp. 36 PRJEB53466 is the source of this 815-nucleotide messenger RNA. The record is from the annotation of a GenBank genome assembly. NCBI's taxonomy places the organism in Eukaryota, Metazoa, Nematoda, Chromadorea, Rhabditida, Rhabditidae.